Gastrolobium bilobum is the source of this 1609-nucleotide messenger RNA. Its product is annotated as nuclear transcription factor Y subunit B-3-like. Gene Ontology annotation, biological process: regulation of transcription by RNA polymerase II. Gene Ontology annotation, molecular function: RNA polymerase II cis-regulatory region sequence-specific DNA binding; DNA-binding transcription activator activity, RNA polymerase II-specific; protein heterodimerization activity. The transcript has a single exon. NCBI's taxonomy places the organism in Eukaryota, Viridiplantae, Streptophyta, Magnoliopsida, Fabales, Fabaceae. Gene Ontology annotation, cellular component: CCAAT-binding factor complex; nucleus. Bases 745 to 1344 code for a protein of 199 amino acids. The record is from RefSeq and is a predicted model, not a curated record.
UUUUGAAAGAAAUAGGAGAGAGUCCAACUCAGACCCGAGCACGUGCCAGAUACCAAAGCAACGGUCCAGAUCAUGGAGCACUCACCAAUCAAAGGCUCCAAACGCGUCCGUACAAACCUACACUUAUCGACUAACAACGGUUCACAAAACGCCACGUGGACAAGAUAAAGCGUUAUUAACCCUUCGGAUCCAACGGACCCUGCUCAUUACCUCCCAAACCGUCCUUUCCGUUCCGUUUCACCUAUCCCCUCCACGCCGGAAUCACCGUCACUCGCCGCCGGCGACCAUAUCCAAUCCAAACCUUGCGACGACAUCGAAUUCUAGUUCUGCAGAAAAUUGCACGAUUCAGUGAUUUCAGAUUACGAGGAGUUUUUUCGACGGCGUUUUAAUUUCCCGCGGAAUCUCCGAGUCAAACCGAUUCCUGUCGAGUUCGUGACUCGUCCGCGUUGGACUCGGAUUCUCAACAAUUCCCAAUAGAAUCCGAACAUCCGACGGAAAUCGCACCGAGCACUGAAUUGCAGAUUCUGAGGAGUUUCUGCUGCAAACAGUGCUUCAAUUUCACGCGGAACCGAGUCAAACCUAUUCGAGUUGAGUUCGUGACUCGUCCAUGGCGGACUCUGAUUUGAAUUUUACAGUUAAGUGAUAUUUUUUAGCACUGACUUUCAGAUUCAGAGGAAUUUGUCGUUUCUCUCUGCAAAACAGCGCUUCAGUUUCACGCGGAACCGAGCCAUUGGAAGGUCGUCAAUGGCGGACUCGGACAACGAUUCCGGCGGGGCGCAGAACGCCGGCGGAGCGAAUGCUCAUAGCAGAGAGAUGUCGCUGCGGGAACAGGACCGAUUCUUGCCGAUAGCGAACGUGAGCAGGAUCAUGAAGAAGGCCCUGCCGGCGAACGCAAAGAUCUCGAAGGACGCGAAGGAGACGGUGCAGGAGUGCGUGUCGGAGUUCAUCAGCUUCGUCACCGGCGAGGCCUCCGACAAGUGCCAGCGGGAGAAGCGCAAGACCAUCAACGGCGACGACCUUCUGUGGGCGAUGACCACGCUCGGCUUCGAGGACUACGUCGAUCCCCUCAAGGUCUACCUCCAGCGCUUCAGAGAGAUGGAAGGGGAGAAGACCAUGGUGGCGCGUGACAAGGACGCGCCUCUUGCUCCUGAUGCUAACAACAGUCUUUUCGAGAGUGGUAGUUAUGGUAGUGCUGGUGGUGGGUUCAUGAUGCAUCAGGGACACGUGUACGGUUCUGGUGGGUUCCAUCAAGUGGACAUGACUGGUGGUAGUGGCGAUGCUUUUAUGGUUAAGGAUGGGCCUGGUUAUCAUGGGCCUGGAUCUAAUGCAGGUAGGCCCAGAUAGGUGUAUGGUGUGACCGAGUUUUAUUUAUUAUUCAUAAUCAUAAAAAAUGCAAGAUUUGUAGUAGUGAGUAGUGAGUAGUGACUAGUUUGGGGAUUUGUAAUUUAUUCUGAUAUCAUUAGCGAUUGACUGGCAUUCAGAAAAGUAAGAUUCACUCCUAAGCCCAACAAUCUGUAACUUUUGACUGUUGUAUCAUAGAAAUUGUGUUUCUUUGUAUUGUACAACUUUACUAUUUGAGCCACAAACGGUCUUUUUUUUUUUAAUUUUU